Macrosteles quadrilineatus (aster leafhopper) is the source of this 525-nucleotide messenger RNA. RefSeq lists its product as uncharacterized. NCBI's taxonomy places the organism in Eukaryota, Metazoa, Arthropoda, Insecta, Hemiptera, Cicadellidae. The transcript has 3 exons. The record is from RefSeq and is a predicted model, not a curated record. The coding region runs from base 91 to 444 and encodes 117 amino acids.
UCACGUGGACUAAUUGUACCACAUUUUCUGCCAAAUAAUUAAAAUAGUGUGUAAGACACAAGUGUGCCAGUUGACGAUAUUCAACGGACCAUGAUGUUGCGUUUUGUAGCAACCAUAGCUGUUGCUAUAUUGGUGUUUCAGUUUAUAGAUGUGACAGAUGGGAAGAACUCUGAUCUGAGAGGAAGUGAAGACAAUGAGUUCAACCUUUUGAAUGAACAGGGUGAAGGGUUUGCGGCCGGUACCGAACGGGUUAUUGAGGUGAAAGAUGACAAGACAAAAGUCAAACCAGCAGCGACCGUUCAUCAGGAUGGCUUUAUCAAACGUUUCUUCAAGAGGAUCUGGUCCAUUGUAUCCUGGCCAUUUAAAGAAGCGUACGUAUGGUUCAAGAUAAAGAGAACCAGCGCCAAGGUCGCUAAAACAAAAUCACUUAAAAUCCCAAACUAGAUUCCAGCAAUGGUUAAGAAUUCGUCUUGGGAUUGUUUGCUAAAAAACAAAUGAAACAUGAAUAAAACAUUGUUUAUAAUA